UAACAAGUUAAUCAUAAGACAAACAAAGAUCACUUUACAUGAAAUUUAAUAACCUGUUUGUCGGUGUAAUGGAAUGUCCUAUUCCGACAAUCUCGAAGAUUAGUGUGCGUUUGAAGUAGUGUAUUUAUACCGAUCUUAGUUUUGGAUGGCUCCUACAUGUUUCUAUGCUUUCUUGGUUACAUACUUAUCACUGAAAGGAACUGACGGUGGACGUUUUCAAUGUGAACCUCUAGAGGAUCAAACAUGCUUCGGAUCACGUUUAGAUUAUAACUUCACAACUUUAAAGUUAGUCACGGAUUCUGAUAAUCAACUGGACGUUGAAAAAAACUUGAAGCAGUGGGAAGGCUUGAAAUUUUUAUCCAGGUGCUGGUCGGUUCUUCAGCCGCUUCUGUGUCAAGUUUACAAGCCGCAAUGCUCCAAUAAUAACGUCACACUGCCCUGUAGGGAACAGUGUCUUGCUACUCGGAAGCCGUGUUCUGUUGUCGAACGUUACCACGAAGAAUGGCCUGAUUUUUUAAAGUGUGAACGUUUUCCACUUGGAAACUGCAAGGACGGUUCGGUAACUAAACUUCGGAUAAAUGAAUCAGCUUGCAAGAGGCCCUUGGUUGAGACAAAGCACCAGUCCAGUUGGUAUGAGGGCAUUGAAGGGUGCGGUAUUCAAUGUGAAAACCCUAUAUUUACCACUAAAGAGCACACAAGAAUUCACAGAUUUGUUGGAGCAUUUGGAAGUUUAUCAUUUACAUGCAGCCUUUUCACAAUGGUUACAUUUCUCAUUGGCUGGAAGUCACAGAAUCGAUAUCCAUCAGUAAUUCUCUUUUACAUGAACACUUGUUUCUGUGCAGCAUCUAUGGGUUUUCUCAUCCAAUUUGCUGAUGGGGCCAGAAACCGUACAGUAUGUCGGGCGGAUGAUACUAUGAGGCUUCAAGAACCAAGUGAGAGUGACAGCUUCCUGUGCAUUCUAACCUUUGUGCUUGUUUAUUACUUUUCAAUGGUUGGUGCCCUGUGGUUUGUCAUCCUGGCUUUUUCCUGGUCAAUCUGUUUUAAGUCUCUGGGCAGCACCAGGGAUAACUUUGCUGGAAAAGUGGUGUAUUUUCAUGUGAUAGCCUGGUUGGUUCCUCUUACUUUGGCAGUUAGUGUUGUUGCUCUGAAACAGGUUGAUGCAAACUCUCUGAGUGGAAUCUGUUUUGUUGGUUACAAGAAUCCCAAUAUGAGAGCCAUCUUCCUGUUGGUGCCGUUAGGUGUGGAUCUGCUCAUCGGGGGGAGCUUUUUAACACAAGGUCUUGUAACUCUGUGUAAGCUCCGCAGGGCAAAUCCUAAUUUUUUAAGCCACAGAGCUGCUCAUAAAAUCAAAGAGACUAUCAUGAGAGUAGGUGUAUUUUCUUUUAUUUCAUUUUUGACGGUAUUUACAACAUUUGCCUGCCAUGUUUAUGAGUAUCACAACCAGAAAAUUUGGGAGGAGAGCUACAGAAAUUUUGUAAGAUGCAUUGCAGAGAGAGUGGCACGGGGACAAAUAUGGAAAGCAACAUGUGCUGUUGAGACACGUCCUGAUCUCAGUAUAAUUGAGCUGGAAUUAGCCUCCUUGUUUGGUACUGGAAUUGCUAUGAGUAGCUGGACCUGGACAUCAAAUACAUUACAAACCUGGCAGAAAUUAUGGCGCAGAAUAACACGAAAAAACAGGCAUCCAGAACUGAGCCACUACAAAUUGAUUAGAAGGAUGAAAAAGAACAGAGUAGCUCCAGCUGUAUUGUAUCCAGCUAUACCAGAGGUACAAAUGGAUGCUAUCUUGAAGAUGGGUGAAGCAAUUCAACAGAGCGGUUCACCUGUGAAAGCCCCAGUUCCAAGACAAAAUAAUGAAGAGCCACUUAAACUAAAAAGUAUCUCUGAACUAACUCCUCAUGAAAAUCUUAGUUGAUGACAAAAUUACACUCAAUAAUAGAAUACAGCAGACCAAGUUUAGGCUUUACUUUGUAAAUAAUUAUAGAUGGAAAAUAGAUAUAUUUUGCACUAUUUAAGUUAUGACAUCAAACAAUUCAUAACAUUUUAUAUUCUUUAAUAUAACAUAGUAUGCUGAAUAUCUAAAUAGGUGUACAGGAUAUGGAUAAGUAUAUUUUUAGGAGGUUCACUUUAAGCACAUGUGAAUUAAUUUAUAACUAUGGUUUCAAUUUUUUAGAAAGAAAUUAAUUGCACUCACCAGUAUCAUACCAGUUCAAAAUUUGCCAGAUUUUGAGUAGUUUUUUCUACUUUGAUCUCUAACACCAGUCCAUUCAAGUAUCUGAAAGCACUAGUGAGUCACUACUUCUCAGAGCAUUCAACAUUUUCUUCUUGGUAUUUAAGAUUGAAAAUUUUGAAGUUAUCAUCUCUUACCAACUUUUAACUGUAAUGGAUCCAACCAGCCCUGGGCAACAACAGCAAAUUCCAGGUACAGUCACCAGGGUCCCAUUUCUUGCAACUGAGUUUCAGUAACUUAAUGACCCUGGAACAAGGUUUUAAGAAUCAAAAUUUUAAGUUUAGAGAAGCAGGUUCUGGCACUCUAACAAGUAAAUUCUGUUUCUUAAAAUUAUAGUACUGUUUUAUCAUAGGAUUCUCAAAACUUUUGAAACUCCCAUCUUGCAUGAAAACAGAACAACUUUACAGGCUUGUUGAGUUACUGGCAGAUGGGAUAGGCAAUUGUGCUCGCCCACGAAAAAGAAUUCUUGAUCAUAAGUUAUGAGUACAUGAAACAUAUUGGGAUGAGCACUACCAAGGGAUUGUCAUAUUAAGGUCCCAGUACCACAGUCUUCGAAAAUUUCAGCUGUAUUUUAAGGGAUCUCGCAUGAAAAUUUAGGCGGGAUCCCACUUGGGACAGACCUGGGAUUCCAGGUUGGAUUGGCUGCAACCCAUGCAGCUCGUGUUUUACUUGUGUGAGUAAGACUAUUUUGUCUUUGAUAUGUUAAAAAAUAAAUAAACAAAAAAAUAAGGAAAAAACCCAAUCAAAAUUAUUUAUGGUUACUUUACAUUCAUACAAAAAUCUUUUGCAAGUAUUCAUUUUUUACAAAUCACUAGGAAAUCAAAACUUCUAUUUUAGCAGAAAACAGCUAACUCUCAUAUAACUCCCUUCCAGUUCCUUUUGUACACCUGAUUAAAUGAGAAAUCAUGCUGUUACUUAUUUAAAAUUUAGAUGAAAAAAGCAUUAGACAAAGUCAAAACAGACAAAAUUUUGACAGUGUACACAUAGUAUUUGUAAUUUGCCCUAGUGUUACAUGAAAAAUGCACUUCUUUUCAGCCAAUCAGAUGCAAAGAAUUUUUUCAUGUAUAUUAUUAGUUCUUUAAUUGCCACAUUAAAGAGGGCAAGGUCAUAAAACAAAUUAAAGGUUUUAUUCUUUGUGCUUGUGGGUAUGCUUGCUUUUACGUUAUUUAGGUUCCUUUUGAAAAUAAACCAGUUAUAUACCUUA
Stylophora pistillata is the source of this 3431-nucleotide messenger RNA. Its product is annotated as protein smoothened. Gene Ontology annotation, molecular function: patched binding; transmembrane signaling receptor activity. The record is from RefSeq and is a predicted model, not a curated record. Gene Ontology annotation, cellular component: cilium; dendrite; plasma membrane. Gene Ontology annotation, biological process: central nervous system development; smoothened signaling pathway; pattern specification process. NCBI's taxonomy places the organism in Eukaryota, Metazoa, Cnidaria, Anthozoa, Scleractinia, Pocilloporidae.